GUCACGGUGCAGAUGUGAAGUGCGUGGACUGGCACCCCUCCAAAGGCCUGGUGGUCUCCGGCAGCAAAGACAGCCAGCAGCCGAUCAAGUUCUGGGACCCGAAGACCGGGCAGAGCCUGGCCACGCUCCACGCCCACAAGAACACGGUGAUGGAGGUGAAGUGGAACCUGAACGGGAACUGGCUGCUGACGGCCUCCAGAGACCACCUGUGCAAACUGUUCGACAUCCGCAACCUGAAGGAGGAGCUGCAGGUGUUCAGGGGCCACAAGAAGGAGGCCACAGCCGUGGCCUGGCACCCGGUCCACGAGGGUCUGUUCGCCAGCGGAGGCUCUGACGGCUCUCUGCUCUUCUGGAACGCCGGGGUGGAGAAGGAGGUGGGGGGGAUGGAGAUGGCUCACGAGGGGAUGAUCUGGAGUCUGGCCUGGCAUCCUCUGGGUCACAUCCUGUGUUCUGGAUCCAACGACCACACCAGUAAGUUCUGGACCAGGAACCGACCCGGGGAUAAGAUGCGGGACCGCUACAACCUGAACCUGCUGCCCGGCAUGUCAGAGGACGGCAUGGAGUACGACGACGUGGACAUGAACAGCGUGGCCUCCAUCCCCGGCAUGGGGAUCCCCGAUCAGCUGAAGGCCGCCAUGGAGCAGGAGCAGAGCAGUAAAGAGGCCCCCGAGGUGGAGAUGUCCAUCCCGGGUCUGGACUGGGGAAUGGAUGAGGUGAUGGGCAAGGACAGCAAGAAGGUCCCGCAGAAGAAGGUCCCAUACGCCAAGCCCAUCCCCGCGCAGUUCCAACAGGCCUGGGCAGACAACAAAGUUCCCAUGAUGCCCCCUGGUGGAGACAAAGAGAGGAAGGGAGAUCCGUCCGACCCGGAGCUGGGCUUCAACCCCCUGGAGCAGAUGAAGAUGAGCUCAGACGGGAACAUGGGGCCCCCUCAGGGCUCGAUGCCCCCCUUCUCCGGCCCUGGGGGACCCGGGGGCCCGAUGCCUCCUGGCCAGCAGGGCUUUCCCCCCAACAUGCCUCCUCAGCAGAUGCCCAACAACAUGGGACCCCCCAUGCAGCCUCCCUUCAUGCCCCCCGGACAGAUGGGGCCCCCCUCUGGACCCCAGGCUCACCAGGGACCCCAUCAGGGCAUGAUGGGGCCCCCGGACAUGCAGAGACACCCUGGCCCUCCCAGGAACAUGGGACCCCAGGGGCCUCACGGUAUGGGACCCAGAGGGAUGCAGGGGCCCCAUGGAGGGAUGAUGGGCCCCCCUCCUCGAGGAAUGGGUCCAAGAGACCCUCAGGGACCUCCACCUCAGGGGGGCAUGAUGCCACCUCAGGGGGGCAUGAUGGGGCCCCCACCCAGGACACAAAACAACUAUGGGAUGGGCAACAUGCAGGGGCCCCCGGGAGGGAUGCACGGGCCCCCAGGAAACAUGCAGGGGCCCCCAGGUAACAUGCAAGGACCACAUGGAAACAUGCAGGGGCCCCAUGGAAACAUGCAGGGACCCCCAGGAAACAUGCAGGGGCCCCCAGGAAACAUGCAGGGGCCCCCAGGAAACAUGCAAGGACCCCCAGGGAACAUGCAGGGGCCCCCAGGGAACAUGCAGGGACCCCCAGGGAAUAUGCAGGGGGCCCCAUACAUGCAGAACUCGGGGCCCAUGAUGCACGGGAUGGGUUCUCAGGGGUCCAACAACAAAGAUCCCCGAGGGCCCCCGCCCAACCACCACAUGGGCCCCCCCGAGAGACAGGGGGGGGGGGCAGGACCAGGGCUCGGGCUCGGGCCCCUACUGGGGCGAGCAGCAGGGCCGCCGGGGGCCACAGGACUUCGAGGGGGGACAGGACUUCCACAACAGAGCGGAGGAGGGCUGGAGGCCGGGGUACCGGGGGGGCCACAGAGGGGGGGGGGUGGCAACUGGGGCCCCGAAGAGAGGUUCCCCGGUGGGGAGUUCAGGGGCCGAAGGGACGACAGGUUCAGAGGAAGCGGGCGGCCCGGCGCUCGGGGUUUCCCUGAGGAGUUCAGCGGGUCGGAGGAGGGCUUCGAGGGCCCGGAAGACGGGAGCCGAGGCUGGGACCCCGGGGCCCGAGGGGGGGCUCGAGGGAGGCCCCCCCGAGGAGGAGGAGGAGGAGGAGGAGGAGGUGGAGGAGGAGGAGGAGGUCACGAGGGGUAUCAUGAGGGCCAGAUGCAUGAUGGGUCGUCUCCGGUGGGGCGCUCCUCCUCCCUACAGGGCAUGGACAUGGCCUCGCUGCCCCCCCGCAAGAGACCCUGGCAGGAGGGGCCGGGGACCGCAGAGAGGGAGGCCCCGGGGCCCGAAGGAGGGCGCCCCCCCCAGAGGGAGGACGGGGGGUACGGUGUUCGGGGGGGUCGAGGAGGCUGGGGCCCCGGAGGCCCUGCCCCCCGGAGAGGAGGCCCCGCCCCAGAGGACCACCGAGGGGGGGCCGCGGCCGGUAGUCCCCCCCCCAUCAGAGACUCAGAUGGAGGCUCCUGAUUGGUCCGUUUUUAAUGUAAAAUAUUGUAGAGAAUCAUCUGCCGUCUUUUAUUUCACUUCGUCUGGUUGUUUUUGUAAAAGAUUUCUAUGUUUGUGUUUUCACCGAGGUGGAAAAUAAAGAUUCACACUUCAAUUCAACGUGUGUGUGUGUACCGUG
This is a messenger RNA of Trematomus bernacchii (emerald rockcod), 2622 nucleotides long. Its product is annotated as pre-mRNA 3' end processing protein WDR33-like. Gene Ontology annotation, cellular component: mRNA cleavage and polyadenylation specificity factor complex. Gene Ontology annotation, molecular function: protein binding. The record is from RefSeq and is a predicted model, not a curated record. Lineage: Eukaryota; Metazoa; Chordata; Actinopteri; Perciformes; Nototheniidae.